UGGACACUGACCGAUUAUGAAGGCUAGCAGGCAGCAGAGCGAUGCGCAAGCAUUACGCAUUUUAUGUAACACAAAUUAGAUCUUUCGAUUCUCUUUUGCCCUAACUUGUAGAGACAACUGGACCAUUCUUGAGAGAGAGAACACGAACAAUGGAUUAGCGAAAGGUUGUCUUGUCUCUUUAUCUUUUGUUGGCAGCCAGAGAUGAGAGAAGUCCAGCAGUGCACGCUUUGCUUUUGGCCAAACUUCACCAUUUGCGUAACCGUUGGGCGAAAUCACGAUUUCAGUAGUAGUAGCGAAAUAAAGAAGUCACUUCGGUAUUUUUUUAAGAGUUUACUUUCUGGUUAGCAAAAUGUUUUUUCCAGUUUUAUUUGUUUUCUUUUGCUCGGCUUCGGCCUACCACUGGACCCUUCCGAACAGUCAAGAACUCUUUCGCACAUUAUUGACUAACAUCACCCAGUGUACGUACACGACGGAAGAAUUUACACGCGAUCCCUUUUUCAAUGGACAGCAACCAACGUUUGGCACAACUGGAAAGGUCACCAAUACCUACUAUGGCAUUUGUGCCCCAACGGUCGAGGCCUGCGUCCACCUGGGCACCACUCCCCAUCCAGUAACUGAUGAAUUCCGGGGUCCAGGUUGUGAAGUGUGCUGCGCUCGACGAACGUGCGGAUCGUAUCCCAUCAACGGCAACGUCCAAUAUGGCUUCUGCAUGCUGCCGGAGCUGAUGCCCUUUAACGAUACCGAUGGUGCGUUUAUGACCACGCCAGCGACAACGUUCACCAACACCUUCGGUACCUUCAGCACGGGACAGUUUACUGAUCCAGGAUUUGACACGGAAGACCAAAUGUGCUUGGGAUUCGGUGGACAGAUUGCCCAAGUCACCAGCUCAAACUGGAGCAUCUGGUGGGAUUCUCAGUGCCCGAUGAGUGGACGUUGCUGUUUGUUCCCACAACCCAGUCGCUGCGAAACCUGUGGACAGAAAUAUGGUCGAAUGUUUAACUUUAAUGGUACCGCGACUGGACGAUCAGGUGGAGACGAUGAAACAUUGGCAUGGAAAACCGCUGUGCACCAAAUGGCCGGUACUGGCUGGAAUUUAGGCAUGCAACCAGCAUUUUCUCCGUAUGGUGACCAAUAUAGCCAAACUCCCCCCAACUACGAAACAUUGCUGUCGCCGCAAAUGUGGAAUAACGGCUUAAACUUCCUGUACAAGAACAAAGAAACAGAAACGAAAAAAGGCGAUGAUGAUGAUGACGACGACGAAGAUGAUUACCGUGGAUGGUGCUGGCAGGCCGCGAUUAUGAACAAAAUGGGGACCGGAAACGUGCGAUGUGGUGGUGCCCUCAUCGGAGAACGUUAUGUCUUGACCACUGCCGCUUGUGCUAACUUCACUACGGGAACGUUUGCCGAUUACAAAAUUCGAUUUGGAGCGACAGAUAUCCGGAAGGCUCAGGAGACCAACGCGGUUGAUUACGACAUCGCCAAUGUCUACAUGCAUCCGGAUUACGACACAGACACUCUGGAUAACAACAUUGCCAUCAUGGAACUCCAGACCCCGGUCACCUGCAACGGCAAAUACAUCUGCACCAUCUGCCUGCCAUCGCCGUUUAUCAUGUACUUCAGCAACUUCUCCAUGGGCGACAACCACGAACAAUGGAUUCGCGAUGACGUGCGACAGUGUGUAGCAACUGGAUGGGGCCGACGAACCUCGACUGGUCCACAAGCCUACAUCAAGGAGAUGCCGUACAUUCCAAUCUACAAUAACGACACCAUGUGCGAGACUAACAUUCGCAACAUGAAGGGUGUGCCGACUACCUACACUCUGCCCAACAACUCCUUCUGUGCAGCUCCGCAACCGACUACCCGUGGCAAGAUGUUCUCUACAUGCCAGGGAGAUGCAGGUGGGCCGUUGGCCUGCUGGUAUGGCGGUCGGUUCUAUCUCACGGGUCUGCUGUCCAGUUUCAAUACGCAGCGGUGUGACACGGGCAAGACGGGAACCAUGGUCUCCAAGAUGCUGCAGCCCAACCGCGGUAUGGACACACAGUCCUUGGUUCUGGACGUCUUCACCGACAUCGCCCAGUUCAUUCCGUGGAUCAAUCGUAUUAUGUACGGGUUCUUUUGAGCGCAAAGGAAACGAACGAUAACCGCCGAAAUGCUAAUGCUGUCAUUGCAGUGAAUGCUGCUGAUUAACAUUUGUUUUUUGUUGUUGUUGUAAAUAAUUCAUUUUUUCGCUUGCGUUUUCCCACAGUCGUGUAAUAAUGUGGUGACAGGUGAUGGCCUAAUCUUGUUUUGAGAAAUCAUCUGGUUAACUUUUCCAGCAGUUAAAACAUCAAUGCUGCAAAAAUUCAUUCUGGCUGAUGCAGUUAUUUACGAUUUCA
Messenger RNA from Paramacrobiotus metropolitanus, 2375 nucleotides. RefSeq names its product enteropeptidase-like. The transcript is spliced from 9 exons. The coding region runs from base 350 to 2119 and encodes 589 amino acids. Gene Ontology annotation, biological process: proteolysis. The record is from RefSeq and is a predicted model, not a curated record. NCBI's taxonomy places the organism in Eukaryota, Metazoa, Tardigrada, Eutardigrada, Parachela, Macrobiotidae. Gene Ontology annotation, molecular function: serine-type endopeptidase activity.